This is a messenger RNA of Ruditapes philippinarum (Manila clam), 2243 nucleotides long. RefSeq names its product vitelline membrane outer layer protein 1-like. Lineage: Eukaryota; Metazoa; Mollusca; Bivalvia; Venerida; Veneridae. The record is from RefSeq and is a predicted model, not a curated record. Bases 91 to 705 code for a protein of 204 amino acids. The transcript is spliced from 3 exons.
UAAAAUCUUGUUAUAAACUUCAAAUCAUAAAAAGAUAUUACCAAAUACACAUACUUAUUUGCUACUUGUAAAUGCUGUGGAUUGUUGACUAUGUAUUUCCUACUUCUUGUCAGUGUGCUCGCGUUUUCUCCUGUUGUUGUGUGUUUGGACAUAAUUGGACCUACAAAUCGGGCUAAUUGGGGAACGUGGGGUCUUAUGCAUUAUUGUGCAGAAGGUACAUAUGCUGCCGGAUAUGAUAUGAAGAUUCAGCCAAAGCAAGGGGUCGAUCAUGACGAUGUGUCACUUAUUGCAAUUAAGCUUGUGUGUUUGUCACUAGACGGUAGACGCUUUGGUGGAAACAUCACUUCAACUUUUGGACAUUAUUUUGGAUACUGGAGUGGCGUAAUUAUGUGCCCUAAUAAUAUGUUUCUGAAAGAAUUUGCGUUACAAGUUGAAGAGAACCAGCAUAGUGGGGACGACACAGCUGCGAACUAUAUUAAGUUCAGAUGUGGACGUAUGGAUUCUGGAUCGUGUAACUACGAACUUGCACAAACGCCUGGAUAUGGGUUUUGGGGAGUAAUUGGUGGAUGGAGUAGGGAAUGUUCAACAAACUCUGCAAUAUGCGGCAUACAGACUCGAGUGGAAGAUUAUCAUUAUGGCGGAGAUAACACCUGUCUUAAUGAUGUAAAGUUCACCUGUUGCAAUGAUGACUCUUUGAAAAAGUAAAAUGUAAAAAUUUAAGCUAGAACACCGCUUAGGAACUAAAUAAAAAGCUGACAAUAUUGCACAGUUAUAUGCCUUACAGGACACCUGUAUGCAAAUUUUAAAUAAAAUUUAGCGUAUGGUGUAUGGACAUUUUUCUGAACUAAAACUUGGCUAUUAGAAGUACUCUUUUUCAGCAAUGAGGAAACUCUAAAUAAUCUAUAAUUAUUAUAUCAUAAUUAUGAAAACUGUUUUUUUUUAUUGAUCAUUGUUAAGAAACAAAUACUAGCAUUCAGGUAACAAAUCACAUGUGAAAUAUAAUUGUUUUUAUACAAAAAUGUUUGUAAUAUGUAUAAAAAUGGUAUCCUACCCCACCUACUUUAACACAUUUUUGAUAAUUUACCUAUUAAAAGGCCUUAUUCAAAAAUUCCUAAAAUUUGCCAUAAUGAUGAGUGGUUUCAAGAGUUUGCCAAAAUUUUCUAAAAAGCAUAUUGAUUGAUGUUGCAAAAUAUUAGAUACUUUUACUAUGUAGUUCUUAUUUUAUUAGACUUAAGAAAUAUAUUGUAUCAUAUUCGCUUUAAAAUUUAGCAUUAUUUAGCCAAUGAAUACCUUCAAUCAUUAUAUAAAUAUUAUAAUUAUAUAAGCAAUUAUCAUAGUAUUGCAAGCAAUCCAAAAGUCCCCUACCGGUUAGAACCCCAGCAACAUUCUGAUGGGCCAUUGGCCAUUCAAUUUUACCAGUGAAUGAAUGACAUGAAUGAACUUAAACCUUUUGAGUUCUAAGUUUGUCUAUAUCACAGUAAUGUGUUAAGUUUCCCUGCCUAGUAAGGAAAUUAUGUUUAUACAACCUUGUCAUAUUAUUACGAUGUGGGAUUUUAAAGUAAAUCCUGAAAGGAAUGAUUCAUAAGAAAUUGGAGUGAAAAAUACCAAUUUCUCGAAAAAAGUUCAAGGGAGACACAAUUCUGGACUAGUCUUGCUAGAGUAUUUAAUCUUCUCAAAAAUGUUGAGUGAUAAUAAGAAACAUAUAAACAUUAUAAGAAGUUUGAAGUAGAUACAUUAGGAAAUAAUGAAGUUAUUUUAAACAUACAACAUUUUUUUCCAUAAAAAUUCUAAGUUCAAGGGAGGUAAUAAUGAUAAUUUUUGUGCUAGAGUUGUAAACCUUGUCACAGAUGAUGUGGUUGAUGACCAGAAAUUUAUAUUUAAAGUUUGAAAUCACACCUUAAGAAAUAAAGAACUUAUAGUGAAAAAGCUGAAAAAUUUAAAUCAGAAAUCUUGAAAUUCAGGCUUUUUGGUGCCAUAGCAACCAGAAUGUUCAACAUAGGAAGAAAAAAAAAGAUGUGCAUAAAUUCCAGACUGCCACCUACCCAUAUUUCAAGUUUCAUAAAAUAUUUUUAGUACUUUUUGAGUAAUCACUGGAUCCAGUUUAUGUGUUAAAUUUACCAUAUUUUCAGACUAUUUGUUGCCAUAUCAACAAGAAUUUUCAACAUAGGAAGACAAAAAAGACGUGCAUAAUCUCAAAACUGCCAUCUAUCCAUAUAUCAAGUUUCAUAAAAAUAUUUUCAGUA